CAGGCUUUCGUCGCUAACAACUGGCAGACGAUCUGAGGACAUCAAACCCGAGGCCUUCUGCCUUUCUCUGAGAGGGAGUAUUUCCUCAUCUGUGUUGUCGAGACAUACGGUUGGCAGGGGCCAUGAGUAGCUGCUGGGGUGACAGUCUCCAAAACCCUUUGACGUGGAACACCUAAAAUGGGGACAGGAUUUGCUGCCAUGCUGCAAGCUCAGCUCUAAUCACCGUGAAGACGCCCUUCCGUUCACCUUUCUCUCUACAUAGAUUUAACCUGCUUGCCCCUGACCUGCAAUCCUUUUUAAUUUGAAACUGCUACUUGCUACCGCUCCGCCUUCAACUACUAUUUUUUGCCCCUCCUUUCUCAAACACUCCUAAUCCAAACCAUGGCCAGCAGACUUUGUUUGUCCUCCCUGGUUCUCUCCCUCCUGCUCCCUGCACUGUUGCUCCUCCACCUGCCUGGCAUGGUGAAAGGGGACUGCUGGCUGAUAGAGGGGGACAAAGGCUAUGUUUGGCUGGCUAUCUGCAGUCAGAACCAGCCUCCAUACGAGACCAUCCCCCAGCACAUCAACAGCACGGUUCAUGACCUGAGGCUGAAUGAGAACAAACUUAAGGCUGUGCUAUUUACCUCCAUGUACCGCUUCACAAACCUUACUGACCUCAAUCUUACCAAGAACGAGAUCAGUUACAUCGAGGAUGGGGCCUUUGCUGGACAGGCCAACCUACAGGUUCUCCAGCUGGGCUACAACAAGCUGACAAACCUGACUGAGGGCAUGUUGAGAGGUCUGGGUCGAAUGCAGUGCCUCUUUUUGCAACACAACCUUAUUGAGGUCAUUGCCACCAAUGCCUUCUGGGAGUGCCCCAGCCUCAGCAGCCUGGACUUAUCUUCCAAUAAGUUGGCUCGUCUUGACCCAUCUACCUUCACUGUCCUCAACAGGCUGCUGGUGUGUGAACUAGCAGGAAACCCGUUCCACUGUGGCUGUGAGCUCUACAGCUUCCUCACCUGGCUGGAGGCGUUUAACAAUGUAACCCACACUUAUGACCGCCUCCAAUGCGAAACCCCUCUGGAAAUGACUGGUUAUCCACUUCUGAGCCCGCUGCCCGGACACGGAAAAAAUGCCCGUUACGCUCUUUUAUCAAUGUGUCGCGAUGGUGUGAUUAUUCCAGGGAUGACCUCCCAGACACCAGAUCAAGAUGGAUCAGGUAUGGGUUUGGACAUCCCAGACCAAGGUCUGUACCACCAACCAACCAUAUCGUCCACUGCAGACCCUACCUAUAAUCAUCAGAUUUCCAUGAAGCUUCAAACUGUCUCCCUCUACACCGCUUCUCUAAUGGUGCAAAUCCCACGACCAUACAGUAAGAUGUACAUCCUCUCCAAGUACAACCACACGUUUUUUGAAGACAUCAAGCCCCUUAAAAACAAAAAGGAGGUACUCAUUUUGGACAAACUGAAACCUCACACAAAUUACACUUAUUGUGUGGCUUCUGCAAGCAAAACUCAGCGCUACAACCACACGUGUCUGACCUUUUCUACACGAGCUAUGGGGUCAGAGGACCAGCGAACCGAUCCAUCCACAACUACCCACUACAUCAUGACCAUCUUGGGAUGUCUGUUUGGCAUGGUCAUUGUGCUUGGAUUAGUCUAUUACUGUCUCAGACGACGACGCAUCGAGGAAGAGAAGAAGAAAGCUAUAAGCGUGAAGAAAACUAUUUUGGAGAUGAGGUAUGGCCCAGAGGCGGCUGCGGCAGUGGCCAAUGACCCAGGUGCCAUGCAGCGUCUCCAGGAGCAGGCUCACCACCAGCACCACCAUUCAGGAGGAGCAGGCGGCAAGCUGCCCCCGUCUGCCUCCUCUAGCACAGGCAUGCUCCAUGGCUCCGCCAACACCAGUUCUUCUCGCCUCUCCACCCUGCCGCAGGUGGAAAAAAUGGCCACUGCCUUCUCUGAGGCAAUGGGCAGCAAGGGCAACUACAUGGAUGUGAGGACGGCGGGAGUGGCAGGGGAAGGCAGAGAGGGAGGGGUGGGAGCUGGAGGAGCAGUGAUAGCAGGGGAGGUAGUUGUGGAUAGGCGAGGCGGGGCUGAGAAUGGGAUAGAGGCUGGGGAGGAUUCGGAUGACGAUGGCCGUGGCUCAGCAUCAGAGAUCUCCACCAUUGCCAAGGAGGUGGACAAGGUGAACCAGAUCAUCAACAACUGCAUUGAUGCUCUGAAGCUGGAUGCCUCUGCUAAUGUUGUAACCACGGCUGACAACGGCAACUCUGUUUCCUCCUCCCAGCCACCAACUUGCAUUGCGUCCCUCCCCCGCAACCUCCUGCCCCUCUCUCCAGGCCACCCUGGAGAUCAGAUCAUGGCCUCCUCUCCAAAGGUGCAUCUAAAGUCUCACCCCCAGCCUCAUCCUCAGCCCCAUCCUCAGCCACAUCCUCAGCCUCAUCCUCAUCCUCAGCUACAUCAGCUGCCUCACCCGCCUUCUAUGGCCCCAGUGCCCCUGGUCAUGCCCCUGUCUGAGCGGCCAGGUAUCAGUGGUGGGGGGUUCCUCUCCCCUCCUUACCGUGACCCACCCCCAGCCAAUGCAGUGCGGCCCCUUCAGAGGCAGUUGAGCGCUGACACUGCUGUAGUGAAGAACCGUUGCGGUGCCCCCGCUGUGGGAUCUGUCAAGAGCAACAGAGUGUUCAGUGUGGAUAUCCCUGAGCAGCGCAGCGAUCCUCCCAAGUACCCAACAGAAAAAGGCAGCCCUGUGGGUUGUGGUGGAGGGGGUGGAAGUGGAGGAGCUGGCGGAAUAGGAGGCUGCAACGGGAAUGGGAUGGGAAACAUAAAUGGUGGUGGGGUGAGUGUGAAUGGGGGUGGGAUGGGGUGUAACAAGGGGAGUGGAGGUGCGGUAGUUGGCCCUGGACAGCAGCAGCACCACUUGGAAGUUCAGCCAGACUACCACAGCUCCGAGCACCGCCACUCUUUUCCUGCACUCUACUAUGAGGGCGGCAACGACUCACCCUCACAGGCCCAAAAGGCCUCAUUCCUGAAGCCACUGGGCCGCACCAAGAGGGAUGCCACAUCCACCUACUCCCAGCUCUCACCUUCUCGUCACCACAACUACAACUCUGGCUACUCCUCCAGUCCAGAGUAUUCGUCUGAGAGCACACUGCGGAUCUGGGAGCGAUUCCGGCCUUACAAGAAAAGCCCCAGAGAGGAGGCCUCCUAUAUAGCAGCAGGCCACGCCCUGCGUAAGAAGGUUCAGUUUGCCAAGGACGAGGACCUUCACGAUAUUUUGGACUACUGGAAGGGGGUUUCUGCCCAGCAGAAGCUGUAAGCAGAGGAAGCUAAGUCGAAUGUUCUUAGGAAGAUUCUGAAGUUGGAUUCCAACAGCAGACUAAUAAAGGAGAAUAGAUGUUAAUGUAGCAAGAUAUAUGAUAUUUCCUGUGAGGUGUCAAGUGACAAGGGUCGUUUCCCUGGGUGAUUUUUUUUUUUAUUGAUUCUAUGACAAUUCUAUGACAAUCUAUUGGCAUUUUAAGAGGUUGUCUGUUUUCACCACAAUACUAAGUAGUAAUUGACAAGAAUCAAGCUGUUCACCAGGCUACCUUAUACUGGGCACCUUGGUCCUCGCAAGCUUCCGUAGACCUGCUGAAUCCCUACUAAUGAGCAAAAAAGAGGUGGUAACCAGCACCUCUUCUUUUACCUGCCUUUUACCUCAAUACUGGUACACUGUAGCUCGGUUAUCUCACCAGAAGCAGCUCCAUUCAUGAUUUACCCCCCCCCCCCAGCUUCUAUUCCCAUCAAACCUCCAUUCACACAACAAUCAUUCCACUGCACCUCCAACACCUGUUCUCCUAUAGAAGCAUCAUUUAGGGAGAUAAUGAGGGAGGGAGCAGGAUGAGGAAUUAGGUGCAUUUGUUUUAGAGUAGCCUGAAUAUCCCUCUUUGGGGGAGGACAUUCGAUGGUACUUAUUGGGCUAAUUGUUCUUCCUGGCAUUUAGCCAGUGUAAGAAUAGGUCGGGGAGGAUGUGUGUUGAGCAUGCUUAUCGAUUCGAAACACCUAACUACAUAUGUUCAACGGUGUGUGGGCAUGUAUACAGUAUGUGCAUGCUGGGGUGAGUGUCUGUGUGUGGGUGGGAGAAUAGGGUUUGGGUUGAGGCUGAGUCGUCCAUUAUUCUCAGCCUCCUCUACGGUAGUAAAGUGGAUUGCUUAGUGGAGAUGUUUUGCAUAUAGAUACCCUCCCAUUUGGGGAGUUGUGUGUGUACAUGAAUGUGUGUGGCCCAGCCUGUCUGUCGAUCUAGAUGACGUGAAUUAAACCCCUUCAAGAUCGGCAGGCACUUUUGUCUCCUAGCCCAUUUCUUAUUUACAGCUGUAGCGUAUUUCUUUUGAGAAGGGAAGCUAUGAGGUUGGAAAUUUACAUUUCAAUAGUGCAAGUCAUGCAGAAAUUACUUUAGGGUGGGUUGUGCAGGUUGGCAAGACAGGUGUUAGCUCCUAUAUUAAAGAACCCUGUAAUCACAUUUAGGAAUAGAGGCAGAUUGAGAGCAGGUUAGAGGUUUGCAGCAUCUCAUUUUGAACAUGCCAACGUUGAAGAGACAAAAUACGGUCCUUAUAUCAGCUCAAGUCGAUAAAUAUGUCAUAUGCUCCCUGCACUACACAGUGAGAUACAAUGGAUGAUAAGCAGAGUGAAGGCCCAAAGGAUACUCUGCUUAGAUGGCCGUCCACUCACUAUAUAUGACCCUGCUUUGCUCUGGGCUGGAGCUUGCUAUGAACCAAAGUGCCCAAAGUGAGGUAUGAUUUCACAACUUUUUAAUUAUAUUUAUUAUAUUUGCUUUUCCUUUUAAAUAUGGUUAAUAGGGAAUAAUGUAGCCCCAAGGAUUUAAUUUGGUUUAUUAUUUAAGAUUUGGGUUUGACUUUAUGGGUGUUACAAUGAAAUCUGUUGAAACAAAUAGGAGCAAGGCUUGGUAUUAUUACAGACCAAACAAAGAGACUUUGUUAUGAGACAAAUGUUUAUCUCACUCACAUUAUGCACAGAACAUUCUCAUACACAAGAGACAAAAAUGCUGAUGACUCUAUCCGUACAAAUGCUUUGGAAUUUACAAAAGUAGGCUACUUCUCAUCCAUAUAAAUUAUCUUUAUGCCCUACCUUUGCAUUGACAUCCAUUCUGUGAAAAUAUUAAUGUCAGCUGGACUAUAUAGUCAGAAUUCCUUUUUCUGCCCAUUCUUACUAUCCUCACCACUGCCAUCCUGACCUCUCUUUCUCUACUGUGAUACAUCUCAAUUGAAAAGGUAUUAAUUCUGUUUUAAAAUGUCUAAUUAAUUCAUUCUCCUCCAUGUUUUUCCCCUGCCCGCCACCUCUGUCUAACUUAAUGGGGGUAAAUUAAUGAGUAAUUUGCAGAGGUUGAUGUCGUACCAUCGUCAGAGGUCAGAAGAGCGUGCUGAUAUUAUUAACUCUGCCAGACUGGGAGCCUGAUUGAAAUUAAUGACGGCUUUCUUGGUCUGCCUAUCUUUCUUCUAUCCCUGCCUCCCUCAUCAGAUGCUUAACCAGGAACGGUCCUCAGUAAGACACUCUAAAAAAAACUAAGGUAGGAUUUAUGCUUCACCAUGACUGUGCAGGGUAUGAUUAGGCCAAGGUAAGGUGAUAUAACCUCCUGUGCCGUUAUUAUUUGUCUUUUGAGUCCGAUCGGUCAAGAAGGACCAGUCUAUCAAGCCUGGAGGUAAUGCAUUUCUAUUUGAUUUUCCACUGGGUUAACUUUGAUAUCAUCGUUUUGACAGGUCUAGAAUUCUCCCGCUGUUCAAGGUGUGAGUUUGAUGAGGAAAGGGAAAGCGAUGGGUGGCAUUUAUGCUUUGACCUAUGAAGAUCUCUGUCUACAGAAUUGGGCUCUAUUCAGAAGUUAGAAGAUAAAUCUGUUGUGAAGUAACAGAAGACGAUUCAUGUGUAUAAAGUGCAUGCACAUUGGACCUUUUACCUAAAUAGUACACUCUAUUGCUUAAGUAGAAAGUAGUUCUAGCAAAAAACUGACCACAACAAUGUAUGUUACCGUAUGUAACCAGGAUCAUUUUUAAAUUGUGGUAUAUCAAUGCUGUGAGCACUAAAAACAAAUUGAGAAUGAGAAAUGAGAAAAUAUGUUUUGUACUUUGGGUGAACCAACUAUUUAAUUAUGCUGUAGUGAUCUACCCACUGUUUUUGCUUUUGAUAUUCCAUUGUGUUUCAUAUGAAUAAUGACUUUCCCUCUGCUCUCUAUGUCAUGUGUGGCAGCCAAUCCGAUAGACCCACUAGCAUUCACAAUGGGAUGUCCAAGGCGCGUCAUUACUCUGCUAUCAGAUCAAUAGAACUUAAUUUGGUUGGGUGGGACCACAUAACAAAACAGAGCAAAUUCCCUUUGGCACUCAGUAGGACAGCUUCCAUUUUUAUAAAGAGCCCAGUUUUCUAUUUUGGCCUAUUGUUCAAAUUCCACUUGCAGCUCCCCUAUGUUUUAGGUCGAAGGAAUCACCAAUCAAUUAAUUUUAGAUUAGUACCACAGGCUAUGUAGAGGUGGAAGCUUUUUAAAAAUAAUGGCUUCAUUUGGAAGAAUGGGCGGAAUAGAGCUGAGGUUACCUACAUAUAGCCUCAAGGCUUUUCCCUGGAUGUAAAGAAUAACUAGCUCAGUUAUUCAUAAGCACAGUGUCCAAUUGUCAUAAUUUGCUUGAUAUCAUUAAUCAUUCUGUCCAAUGGUCCAUUUUUCUUAUUUGAACCCUCAUGCUUUUAUUUAAUUAUUUACACUUACUCUUUAAUUCACUUGCUUUUCAAAUAGAUUUUAUUUUGCUCUGCCCUGUUUGUGUAAAUGCACAUAUCACUAAUAUAAUACAUUUCAGAACAUACAGCCAAGCCUUGCUCCUCUUCCUCAGUUGAUAUAUUUCCUUAA
Molecule: messenger RNA, 6858 nt
Organism: Sander lucioperca (pikeperch)
Lineage: Eukaryota; Metazoa; Chordata; Actinopteri; Perciformes; Percidae
Product: protein phosphatase 1 regulatory subunit 29-like
Exons: 5
Coding region: 382-3294 (970 amino acids)
Cellular component (GO): plasma membrane
Molecular function (GO): protein binding
Source: RefSeq, a predicted model, not a curated record